Molecule: messenger RNA, 198 nt
Organism: Penicillium soppii
Lineage: Eukaryota; Fungi; Ascomycota; Eurotiomycetes; Eurotiales; Aspergillaceae
Exons: 1
Coding region: 1-198 (65 amino acids)
Source: RefSeq, a predicted model, not a curated record
AUGAGUAUUAGCAGAGACAUGAUUACCAUCAACAUCAUCAUCAACAUCAUCAUCAACAUCAUCAUCAACAUCGUCAUCAACAUCAUCAUCAGUAAUCACAUCGAUAAGAUCCUUAGAAUCUGCUAUAGCUUGCUCUUCAGUAUCGCUAAUACUAUCCGAUUCAACAUCCUCAGAUCUCUCAUCCUUCUCCUCCCUUAA